This is a messenger RNA of Eubalaena glacialis (North Atlantic right whale), 738 nucleotides long. RefSeq names its product 28 kDa heat- and acid-stable phosphoprotein-like. Gene Ontology annotation, cellular component: cytosol. Gene Ontology annotation, molecular function: RNA binding. Bases 49 to 570 code for a protein of 173 amino acids. The record is from RefSeq and is a predicted model, not a curated record. Lineage: Eukaryota; Metazoa; Chordata; Mammalia; Artiodactyla; Balaenidae. The transcript has a single exon.
GUUCCGGUGUCAGUUUGAGGCGCCGCCGCCGCAGCCGCCGGAGCCGCGAUGCCUAAAGGAGGGAGAAAGGGAGGCCACAAAGGCCGGGCUAGGCAGUACACGAGCCCCGAGGAGAUUGGCGCACAGCUCCAGGCUGAAAAGCAGAAGGCCAGGGAAGAAGAGGAACAAGGAGAAGAAGGUGGAGAUGGGGCUGCAGGUGACCCCAAAAAGGAGAAAAAGUCCCUAGACUCAGAUGAGAGCGAGGAUGAAGAAGAUGAUUACCAGCAAAAGCGCAAAGGUGUAGAAGGGCUCAUCGACAUUGAGAACCCCAACCGGGUGGCACAGACAACCAAAAAGGUCACACAGCUGGACCUGGACGGGCCCAAGGAACUUUCAAGGAGAGAAAGAGAAGAAAUUGAGAAGCAGAAAGCAAAAGAGCGUUACAUGAAAAUGCAUUUAGCGGGGAAGACGGAGCAAGCCAAGGCCGACCUUGCCCGGCUGGCGAUCAUCCGGAAACAGCGGGAGGAGGCUGCCAGGAAGAAAGAAGAAGAGAGGAAAGCAAAAGAUGAUGAAGCUUUGCCACGAAAAUGAAUGCAGUCGCUCUCCCUGAAUAAGUAGCACGGCCUGUGGGAGGAGAUAGCAGGGAACUGGGCCGUGCUGCCAGAACCCCUGCCGUGUCUCACCCACCCGUUGCCCCGGCGCCACUGCAGCAGCCCCUCGCGGCGAGGAGCCCCCCACGGCUCCUCUUCAUCUUGGCAC